Molecule: messenger RNA, 3445 nt
Organism: Ixodes scapularis (black-legged tick)
Lineage: Eukaryota; Metazoa; Arthropoda; Arachnida; Ixodida; Ixodidae
Product: UDP-galactose translocator
Exons: 4
Coding region: 407-1453 (348 amino acids)
Biological process (GO): pyrimidine nucleotide-sugar transmembrane transport
Cellular component (GO): Golgi membrane
Molecular function (GO): UDP-galactose transmembrane transporter activity
Source: RefSeq, a predicted model, not a curated record
GCGAUGUUAGUUUCUUUUUUGUACAGCUUGCGCUCGAAAAGUUGUGGUGGACAGAUUUUUAGGCGGUACACGUGGACCGGAGUUUGCCAGGGAACAGGUACUGAGCUCACAGUGGUUAGCGUUGUAGAUUUCGGGAAGUAACCGUACGGGUUACUGUUUACGUACGAUCUUAAUGCCACGGUAAACACCGGAUUCAACAUACUUCCAAGAACAUCGCCACCUGCCACCUGUCACAUUCGUCAAUCGCUCGCCACGUUUGCGAUGUAUUCUCGUCAUGCAACUUCGGAUUCGUAAACAAUGUUUAGCCUUAGGCUACAAGUAUAUCGGUUGAUUAAAGUCACCGGUAAUUAACUAGCUACCUGGCUGGGAAUACCGUGAAGGCGAUACCACCGAGAACAGCUCAGCCAUGUCGCCAACUAACAAAGAAGAGAUUCUCCACAUAGGACCAAACACAAUGAUCGCGGAGCAGCUCAAAAGCGGAACUCAAAGCAUGCUGAAAUACGCCUCAUUAGUGACGCUGACAGUCCAGAAUGCAGCGCUCAACCUGACGAUGCGAAUGGCUCGCACACAGAAGGAUCUGUUCAUCUCGAGCACAGCGGUCAUCAUGGCAGAGGUCAUCAAGCUCAUCACUUGCUUGGUCAUGGUCCGCUUGGACGAAGGUAGCUUCCAGAAGUGGCGGACCGCUUUGCAUCGCACUGUAGUGCUGCAGCCCUUCGACACGCUCAAGGUGGCCAUACCUUCUCUUGUCUACAACAUCCAGAACAACCUGCUUUAUGUAGGUGCUACACACCUUGAUGCUGCCACUUGCCAGGUGACGUACCAGCUGAAGAUCCUGACCACGGCGGUCUUCUCGCUUGCCCUCCUCCAGAAGAAGAUCUCCAAAACACAGUGGGCGGCGCUGUUCGUCCUCUUCGCCGGCGUCGCGCUCGUGCAGCUGGCCCAACUCGGCGCUCCCGCCCCAAACCCUUCAGGCCACGUCCAGCGCCCGAUGGUCGGCUUCCUCGCUAUCGUGGCCGCCUGCUGCCUUUCUGGCUUCGCGGGCGUGUACUUCGAGAAGAUCCUGAAGGGCAGCGACGUGUCCGUUUGGAUGCGCAACGUACAGCUCAGCACGUUUGCGGUGCCCUUCGGACUCUUGACGACGCUCGUGAGCGACUACGAGGAGGUGCACACGCGGGGUUUCUUCCACGGCUACAACGCUCUCAUCUGGACGGUCAUACUGCUCCAGGCCCUGGGGGGGCUGCUCGUCGCGGUGGUGGUGAAGUAUGCGGACAACAUCCUCAAGGGCUUUGCCACCUCGCUUGCCAUCGUCCUCUCGUGCGUGGUGUCAGUGUACGCCUUUGAGUUCCAGCUCACGGGCAAAUUUGUGGUCGGUGCCGGCCUGGUGAUGGGGUCGAUAUUCCUGUACAGCAAGCCGCCAUCUCCGACUGCCUCGCUCCACUCUAGGAGGGUGUAAGUUUGCAUGUGUGGAUCGCGCGAGGUGCCUUUUUGUGGCUGGAGUGAAUGAUGGGCGAUGGGCGAGUUGGGAGCAGUCGCUCCGACGGAGCCAAAGAGUGUGAGGGUGGUUGUAUCUGUUGAGUCGGGGUUGCUUGGGCUGCCGGUGUGCGUGUUUUUGAGGAGAGAAGUGCGUGGGUUACGAAAGGGUAAUUUACGUCCGUCAUGUAUGUGUUGCCUACUCUUGAGGAAUGUAGGUUUGUGAAGAGUUGUAUUGUACACUACCGUAUUUUCUGGUGUAUAGUCCGCGGACUAUACAUGUUUAAAGGUUCAUAUUUUGUGCUGCGCAAACUAUACACAGGUGCACACUAUACACGGUUCGUUUUAUUUUUUCUUCUAAAGCUUCAUGUUUGAUGCUGUGCGGAUUAUACACAACCUUUUUUUUCUAAAUGUUGAUAUUUCGUGCCUUGCAGACUAUACACCAACAUGCAGCCCUGACGUCGGGCUGCUGCGGUGGCGCUGCUGUGCACGUUUGUAAGUAUGGCGUCAGGGCGCCGGCCAUCGUGCUCACCUGUGGUACGCUUGGGCGCGGCCAUAAUCCGAUAAUGGCCGUGCCCAAGCGCACUCCAAUUAAGCAAGAUGGCGGUGCCCUGAGCUUGUACUUGCAAACGUGUAUUGGCAGGGCACAUGUGCAGACGCUCUACUUCACACGAAUCUGGUUCCCAGGCAUGUGCAGUGCCCACACCUCGUGUCGGCUUGUUUGUAAACAGCGCAUUGGCCCAUACACGAGGUCAUUGGUUCCGGGCUUUCGUUUUCUGUUUCAACAGAACAGUAAAGCAGGGUCAUAGUUGCACUGUUUCCCUCGCCCUCAGCUGAAAUUGGCGACUAUGAACUAUACACUGGGUGCAAACUAUCUAAGGAAUUUAUUUUUUUUUCGCGGAAAGAGGUUUUUGCGGAAUGGGGUUUUAAUUUUCACCCAAGAAAUGUGUCCUCCAAAGUUAACACGAAGUGUGUUUUUGUGUAAAAGUGGGCAUUAGUAGGAUGCCUGGGACAUGUAGCUUUUUUUUUUUUAUCAAUGCAACCAUCAUACACUUUUUUGUGUUUUAACACGACGUGCAUUGUGCCAAUGCAUCGGUCGUAAAUAUUAAACAGUGUUUUCCUACUCAUGAAUCCUUGAGUUUCACAGUAGUGCUUCGUGGCUUGCUAGGAAUAUGCUGUUGGGCCACAAAUAUAUGUGCGAAGUAUAGUGUAAGAUGAUGGUACAUAAAUUUGCAAUGGAUGGGUUACAUUUUUGUUUCAAUAGGUGGUUCUUUUUAAGUUGUUAGUGUUUGUACUGCUCCAAUUCGUAUUUUUCUUGUACACUAGAUAGGCACUGUAUGAGCUUAAUCUUUAUUGAUCAUUUAUUUGGCAUUGGUUUACCAAAGAUCUUUGUUCAGUGUUUUUUUUUGGACAGGCAUGUAGCAAUAUAGAGAGUAAUUCUCUUUUGAUUGCUUACUUAAAAAUCGUUUGCUGUCAGUUAAAAAAAGAAAUGUAAUGCCAAAUAUGGUAUUGUGAGAUUCAGUUUGCCUCUUAUUAUUUUAAAGGGCUGCCUUUGCUGUUGUAUAGCAGGAGUUUAUGGAAGAUCUCUAUGGUUUAUGGGUUUUUCUCCUAAACAUGAACUUUGUUAAACAAAGUGACAUCUGAUGAAUAAGUGAUGUAGGAUCCUAAAGUUCUAGGACUGGGUUCCAAGGCAACACUUGUGUAUGCACGUCCACGGUAAUCUUUUUAUUUAGAUUACGACAUAACUCCCCUUGUACAAAGAUGUGAUUUUAGGUCACACAGUCACUACGGUACAUCGGGUGUUGAGAGCUGCUCUGUGACUACUAAAAAAUAUAAUUUAUUGAAUAGCAUAUUAACAUUAAACUUUGCGUUUGUUUAAGGAGAAAUGCAUCAGAAAUUUACAACAUAUUGAAGGAGGCUUAUGACUAGGGUGUGUACUUUCCGGUGUUUAUUUGUGAGAAAAAUCGGCGGAUGU